AUGUCCAGGUAUCUAAUAGGCAAAACAGUGGAGGUAUACAUUAAUGACAUGGUCAUGAAGACCAAGAAACCUGAGAAUCAUCUGGCCGACCUGAAGACAGUCUUUGAUAUCCUAAGAACAUUUCGACUCCGACUCAAUACGUCGAAGUGCACAUUUGGAGUUGGGUCAAGGAAGUUUCUGGGAUACCUGGUCACUAGAAAAGACAUUGAGGCAAGCCCGGAUCAAAUCAAGGCCAUUCUGGAGUUAGAGAGCCCAACAUUGGCAAAACAAGUACAGAUGCUGACUAGAAAGGCUGCAGCCCUAAACAAAUUCAUAAGCAGAAUCCUUGCAUUUGGUCUUGCUGCGGAAACAGACCCGGUGGAACUUGUCAUAGGACUGUUAACCUCAUUGGAUCUCAUCGGGCAAUCCCUCACCAUGUGGCCAGUCUUGCCACAGCGAAAACACACAUCUGAUGCUCGAAAAGAGGCACCCAUGUGCUUCUUUCCGCAAUCGGGGCAGUUUGGAGUAGAUUCGCUACUUUGGCCUAUAUAUUGCCUUUUCGAAAACGACCGGCCUUUCUCGAAACUGGGUCCAGUCCUCUUUCCUCUUCAUUCUGUUGUUGGUGUUGUAGUUUGUUUCUUAGCUGCUAUUGUGGCUUCUACCAUCAAUGCCCUGUCAAGUACCUCCACAUAA
Messenger RNA from Camellia sinensis, 672 nucleotides. Lineage: Eukaryota; Viridiplantae; Streptophyta; Magnoliopsida; Ericales; Theaceae. The record is from RefSeq and is a predicted model, not a curated record.